Lathyrus sativus (Indian pea) is the source of this 1056-nucleotide messenger RNA. Lineage: Eukaryota; Viridiplantae; Streptophyta; Magnoliopsida; Fabales; Fabaceae. The record is from the annotation of a GenBank genome assembly.
AUGUUGGAGGCAAAAUGCCUGAAGAAAGCAGUGAUUCCUUCCACUCUGAUUACCAAUCCAUCUCCGGGAACCAUUCAACCCACUCGCUUAGCUCUCCAUGUUACCCGCAAUAGACAUUCUUGUUUUCUCUACGUUGCUUCUGGUCCUCACAUUUAUAAACUCCAGAUCAUUCUGGGACAAACCUCAGUUACCAAAGGAAAAGAAAGCCUCUUAAUACCUGUGCACACUAAGGUUAUUAACCCUUCGCUAGUCAAACGCUGUCCCCAUCGUUCCGAAAUUCAGAGUAUUGUUCUUGCUGAUGCAGAGAGCCUUGGCUACUUACUGUUGGGAAGUGUGGAUUCAUACGGUCAUCUAAUUGUGUCGAAACUUGAUGCGUCUGGUAAAGAUAUUGACAGACUUACAUAUUCAGCAUUGCCGUUUGAUAAUGGUGUUGGGGAAGGAAGUUGGGCAGGACUAUGCUUUAGCCCAAAUCAAUUGUCUAUGGCAGCUGUUGCUCGUAGCUUUUGCAAAACUGUUGACAUUUUUGACCAGGACAUGCACGUUCGCACAUUACGACCACUCUGGAAUCCUACUUCAAUAAAUUUCAUGCAAAAUGUUAAUGGAGAUCAAAAUUCUCUGUUAGCUAUUACUGAAGGAAGCCAGCUGACUAUAUGGGACUUGAGAAUGAAUGAAAAUGGUGGUUGUGUACAUCGGAUUAAUGGUACCCCAGGCGAUACCUUAUAUUCCGUUUGCAGUUCAUCGACCGGUAAUAUUGCCGUUGGUGGGGCUGACCGUACUGUGACUAUUUAUGAUUCCCGCAGAUGGUCAUCAUUAUCUAGAUGGGUGCAUUGUUCAAAAUUUGAGAUAACAGGGCUAGCUUUCUCAACAGUUGAUCCUGACUAUAUGUAUAUUCAAGGGGUGGAUUAUGAGGUGUUUUGCGGGCAAUGGAAAGAACACAACAAAUUAUUUACCUUUAGAGGAGACUCGAACUGGCUUGGCUUUAGUAAGUGUUCCAACAAAGAUGUUUUGGGUGGAUGGUGUGAUUCGGGUAGCAUAUUUGUAGCUGAUGUUGCAUAA